AUGCAAGGAGAAGAUCAGAAUGACAAAAAGAUGCCUACCAGAUUCAGAGAACAAAGUGAACAUCUUGAGCAUGCUAUUGACCAUGUUCUUGUCAUGAUAUCGGAAAGAAGAAGGACACGUACUCUACAUGGCACUUAUGAACAACCACCUGGUAACAUUCGUACUGCUGCUGUUGAAGUGAUUAAUGCGGUCAAGAUGAUACUAAACAUUCUGGAAAGCCCUCCAUUUGAUUUCAUGUCAGAAUUUUCCAGUCUGAGAAACCACCUCAUUAAACAUAUUACAUUACUGAAACAUUUCUCUGAAAAGUCUGAUCUCAACCAUGAAAUGGAAUCUGAUAUGAUAGAUGUGUGCAAGGGUGUGGCUAAAAUCUAUCAUUACAUAAUUUCUCUGCCACCUGACCUUACAGAACUGGAAACACAAAUUUCAGAAGUUAUUACCCCUGAAGAGAAGCCACGUAAUGUGAAAGUGCCAAAAACUGCAACUAAUUCAUCCAUUGAACAUAUAUUUCCCCUUCAAGAUGUGUCCCUUCCAAAUGAAACAGUACCUAAUAGAUUUGAAUAUUUUUCUCUAGAAAAUCUCUGCACUCAAAGUAAUGAAGGAGCAGUUGUCAUGCCACAUGAUGAAGGAAGCACAUCUGAAACAGAAGUUUCUGAUACAGACGUUUCUGACAAUUCAACCAGUUAUUUUGACUAUAAAAAUCUCCAAGACCUAUUGAUAAUUGAAAGUGAUGCCCCUCUGCUGACUUCUGGCUCUGAAAGCUGUGUGAUUGAUUCUGACUCUGACAGAGGCAUUGGUAUGGACUCUGACUUAGAACAGCACUCAAAAGAUUCAGACUCAAUAACAUGGGGAAUGGACUCAGAUUCAGAAAAAUGUCCCAUUGACCCGGACUCUCAGAAACACCUGCUGGAAGCAGAAAAAUUCCAGAUGGCAUCAAACCUAGAGCAACACCUAGUUGGAAUUGAACAAUGCCAGCUGGAAUUUGACUCUCUGAAACACCAUAUGGACCCAGAUUCAGAAAAAAGCCUGGCAGACUCUGAUUCUGAAAAAUAUGUGAUGGCUUCUGACAAUGAAAGACCCAGGAUAGACCCAGACUCAAAAAAAUACCCCAUGGCUUCUGCAUCUGUGAAACACCUGCUGAAGGCAGAAAAAUGCCAAAUGGCCUCAGAUUCUAUAAAACGCUUCAUGGAGUCUGAAAAAAAAAUAAUGGAGACUGAACAACACUGGCUAAUCUCUGCAUCUGAGAGAUAUGUGAUGGACUCAUACAUGGAAAGGGAUGCAAUAGACUCAGACUCUGCAUCUGGGAUAUAUCUAAUGGGGGAAGGAAAACACCAGAAGAUUAGAUCUGAGAGACAUAUAAUGGACUCUGACUUUGAACCAUGUAGGAUGGACUCAGACUCAAGAAGAUAUGAGCUAGCCUCAGCCUCGGUGAAAUGCCUCAUGAAUGCUAACACAGUCCAGUUGAGCACUGAAACUGAGAGGCAUUAUGUAGAUUCUUGGUCUGUUAGACACACAAUGGACUUGGAUUCUGAAAUCCUGGAUAUGAGCUCUGAUUCAGUGAAUCCCAUAAUGAAGGCUGAAAAUUGCCAAAGAGCCUCUGACUUGGAAAGAUUCUGGAUGGGCCUUGGGUAUGAAUCUGAAAGAUACGUGACUAGCUCUGAAAGACAACAGUUGAACUUUGACUGUAGUAGAUGCUGGAACAGCUCUAGAAAAUACCAACACAGAUCUUCAGGACUUCAGGAUAGCUCCGGAAGAUGUCAAGAAGGCCUUCAAAAGCACUGGGGUAAGUUUGAAAGACAUCAAAUAGACUCUGAUUCUGAAAAACAUGGAACAGAUUUUGAAAAUGAAAGAUAUCAAAAUGAAUUUGAAAGUGAAAGACAUAUACACAUGAUUGAGAUGGAACAGUCUCUGUUGCACUCUGAAAAUGAGAGACUUCAAAUGGAUGAAGAAGGGGAGAAAUACUUCAUAAAGUCUGAUGGUGAAAAAGAGCACAAGAUCAUAUCUGACAAUGAAAGACACGGCCUUGACUCAGAAGAUGAAGCACAACGGCUUGGUGCUCGCAGAAAAGCUAACCGUCCUCAGGGUUUUUGGAGGCCUAUUUUUCUAUCACCUCCACAUAGCCAAAGAAAGGAAACUGAAGAACGACACUCUGUGCAACAAAUUGAUAACAAAGUGUCCAGAAUUCAGCUUGUAAGAUACCCAAGUGAUGAUAAGACUGUAAGAUUCAAAGAGAUGUCACCAACUCUGAGUGAUAAGCAAGACUCACAGCUAAAGUUAAUGGAAAAGCACAGCCACAACGUUUUUUCAAACCCAAAUACUUUCAUGGAUAAGAAGCAUCACAAAAAUGCCAGCCACAAAAUUUCUGUCUCUAAGAGUUGUUACACAGACUAUAGAUACCAACAGAGAUUUCAGAGUUCCAGGUGUCAAAUGAGUCCUAUUCAUUUCCUAAAUCCUCAGGGUUACACCUCUGAAUUUUUGGUGCCUGUCUACCACCCUAUUUCCAUGAGCCCUUGGUUUGCUGUAUGCCCCAAGACUCACAGAAAUAACACAUACACUUUAGACACUGGAGCUCUUAUAUGUUCUAAAUGUUUUGUACAAAUCAAUAAUUUUUCUUUUCAUAAGUGUCUCAUUAAUUCUGAUGAUGAUUCAGACCAUGACUGUCCUUUACAUCUCCAAGUUCCCUUGGAUUCUAAAUAUUCUUUGAGUUCUAGAUCUAUUAGUCACCACAAGACUUCUCAGAACAGCCCUUUAUCUCGAUCCUUGGAUCCUGAGCAACCCGUGGGCAUCCGCUGCCCUUUCCACUGGGAGGAUUAUAAAUAUUCUUUGGGUUCAACUUCUUUUUUACACUGUGAAAGUUGCUCAGCUCUCCAGAAUCUCAUGGGCUCUACUGUUACUCAUACCUUUCCAGUGAAUCCUCAAAAUAAUAUCAGCCACCAUAGUACCCCUGGCCCAGGCAAUGUCAUCCACACCAGCAGCAUUGCUGGCCUUGAAAGCGAGGGUAAGUUUAAAUUUACUGCCAAAUUUGAAAAUGAGGCCAAUCCUGAUGAGACUAAACUGGUCAAUACUGGCAAUCUCAAAGAUAAGGCCAAAGACAAGCCUCUUUUUAAAGAUGAGGAAAACCAUGAAGAUGAGACAGACUCUGAAGAUGAGAAAGAGCCUGAAGAUGAAACAGACCCUGAAGAUGAAAGCAAUACCAAAGACAGGAAAGAUCCCAAAGAUAAGUCUGACCCUGAUAACACUGAUCCAAAAGAUAGUAAUGCUGAAAAUGAUGCAGACACAAGCAACGAGUCUGAUCCCAGUGGUGAUGCUGACUCUACCAGUGGAGCUGAUUCUACCAGUGAAGGUGACUCUAACAGUGGAACUGAAUCCAACAGUGAACCUGACUCUAACAUUGGUAAUGCCACUAACAAUGAUGCUAACUCCAAAUGUAACACUGAUUUUGAGGAAAACAAACACACCAACAAUUCACAAAAUGUCUUUGUCCUAGAUAUUGAUGUUUAUCAAGAGUGUACUGCUGACUCCAAUAAUGACUCUAAUCCCAACUACACCUCUGGAUUCCAAAAUGGAGCUGGCCCAGACUGCACUUCUGGUUCCUGCAAGGGUGCUGGCUUCAGCAUUGGUUCCAGCAGUAUCAUUGGCCUCAACAAUAGACUUGGCCCCAACAAUGCACCUUGCCCUAACAUUAAUGAAUCUGGCCUCCAGAACAAUGGCUCUGGACCCCAAAAUAUAAGACUGCAUCCCUUCAGCCCUGGAUUCAGCAGCAGUGUCUCUGGCCCCAACAUUAAUGGCCUUAGACCCAAUAAUAUCCCUGUCCUAAACAGCAAUAACCCUGGCCUCAACAAUAAUAGCCCUGGUCCCAAUAAUAAUAGCUCUGGCCUUGAAAAAAACCCUGAUUCUAGCUAUAAUGCCAGGCUUAGUAAUGCUACUAGUCACAAUAUUGCUUUCAGUCCUAACAAGGAUGCUAACUCCAUCUAUGAAACAAAAUUCAUCAGUGCUGCUGGCCACAACUAUGUAACUAUUUCAAACUGCGUUUCAAACCUUGAAUAUGUCCCAGGAUUUACCCAUGCAGUAGGUUCUAAUUUUGUAGAUAACCCCAACUAUAUUGCCAGAAAUAGCUAUGCUGACAGUCCCAGCUCUACUUCUAGCACUGUCAAUGUCACUGACACCAGUUACACCACUAUUUUCACUAGUGCUAUUAGCCCUACUUAUACCAACUGUGCCUCAGACACUAACCAUGAGCCCAGAUUUACUCAUAUCAUUGGCUCCAACUUUGUCAUCAACCCCAAUUAUCACAUCAUAAAUACUUAUCAUAAUUCUAGUACCAGCAAUGCUAGUAAUCUCUCUGAGACCAAAUUGGACAUCAAUCCCAGUUCCUCUAUUCCUAAUAUUGUUUAUAGUAACUCCUCAGUUUUUGUUGCUGGCACUAACUAUAUUUCUACUCCUGAAAAGUUGACCACCUCUAAAUUUUCUGAUCCACCUAAGCUUGAUAGGAGUUAUACAAUUAUUGAUGACUAUAAAUUUGGUGCCUGUUUCAAAGAUUAUCCUGGCCCCAUGGAUUCUAUUAGUUUUAAGCAUGCUACUGAGUUCAAGGAUGUCCUUGAUGCCAAGGAAUCUAGCUUUUUAAAAGAUUUCUCUGAGGUCCAGAAUCCCAUUGCUAUCAAGGAAAUUGCCAGCUUAAACUUUCACUCCAAUUCAAAUAUUCCACUCCUUAGUUUUGAUAUUAUAGUAGAAGCUGAACCACCAGAUGUUGUGAAGUUUGUCAUGCCAUCAGGUGCUGUGAAUCAGUUUUUUAAGCUCAACCUCCAGACAGGUAGCAGAGAAAACCUCCGCCCUUGA
Rangifer tarandus platyrhynchus (Svalbard reindeer) is the source of this 4833-nucleotide messenger RNA. The record is from the annotation of a GenBank genome assembly. NCBI's taxonomy places the organism in Eukaryota, Metazoa, Chordata, Mammalia, Artiodactyla, Cervidae.